GGAAACGGUCCCACUCUAUUAUUGUUCCCCCGAUCCUCGGAACAGUUAAGCAGUUGAAGCUAUGUAUCAUAGACUAUACAGUUUGUAUUAGUCGGUUAUUCUUUUGUUACAGACGUAACAUAUUAUUGUCCCAGACUUUCAUAUUUAACCGUUUAAAACGGUGUUAAUGACCUGAGCUCGGCUUGUCUCAGACUGAUUUAAUACAUUCAGAAUUGUCUUUAAAUGGAUGGGAGCUUGUUAUCUUAGCUGGCUAGUUUGUAGUUUAUCCAGGUUUAUUUGACUGCUCCCUGUUAGAAAACAUGGGUUUUAAUAUUUAGCAGUGUAUAAAGUUGAUGGUUGUGAAGGCGUGUCCGCAUGGACUCAGAACGGAGGAGAGACAGCCGGAGCUGGGACUGGGACGGCCCGCAGUGCCGAGCCCAGCUGGAUGAGGUUUUUUUCCGCAAGCAUGACUACAUCCAGGCCGGCAGCCCGGAGCACAGAGAGUUCUGGGCUUUCUUUGACCGCUUCCAGAGGUUUAAAACAAAGAGGGACAUGUCUGGGUCAAAAGGGGGCAGAGACGAAGGGAGAAAGACUGGGAAGGUAGACCUGGGUCUUCCUAAAGAGUAUGAUGCUCGCUACAGGAUUAAUGUGUCCGUGUGCACCAGGGACAUGGAGGAGCGCCUGGGGAAGUCCGAGCACAGAAGCAGACACAGACCCUCAGGUCCAGGCAGUCAGGAGGUCGCAGACUGCCGCCUGGCUCUCCUGCAUUUCCUGGACUUCAGCCAGAGACAGAGUUUUGGGAAACUGGCCAAGCUCCGCCGGGAGCAGAAGAACCUGCCCAUCUUCCAGUACCGGGACAGGAUAGUGGAGCUGGUGCGAACUCACCCUGUGGUCGUGGUUGCAGGGGACACGGGCUGUGGGAAAUCCACCCAAGUCCCGCAGUAUCUCCUUUCAGCGGGAUUCAGCCACAUAGCCUGCACGCAGCCUCGACGUAUUGCCUGUAUCUCCCUCGCCAAGAGGGUCAGCUUUGAAAGUCUCAAUCAGUAUGGCUCAAAGGUGGGGUACCAGAUCCGCUUUGAGACCACCCGGACUCCGGCCACCAAACUGCUGUUCCUCACUGAGGGGCUGCUGCUCCGACAGAUCCAGCAGGACAAGACGCUGGCUCAGUACCAGGUGUUGAUCGUGGACGAGGUCCAUGAGAGACAUCUCCACUGUGACUUCCUUCUUGGGGUCCUGCGCUCUCUGCUGGCUGACCACCCAGACAUGCGUCUCAUCCUCAUGUCAGCCACCAUCAACAUCAAACUUUUCUCAAACUAUUUCAGUAACGCUCCUGUGCUGCAGGUGCCAGGCAGGCUGUUUCCUAUACAGGUGAUAUACCGGCCAAUUCCACCCGAGGAGCAGGCCUCGCGUUCAGAAAAAAUGGAUCCCAGACCAUAUCUGCGCAUCCUGCAGGGCAUCGAUCAGCGAUACCCUCCAGAGGAGCGCGGCGACCUUCUCUUCUUCCUCAGCGGUGUGGCGGAGAUCUCCACCAUUCAGGAGGCCUGCCAGGUUUAUGCCACACACACAAGUCGCUGGAUCGUCUUACCGCUGCACAGCACCCUCUCACUGGCCCAACAGGAUAAGGUGUUUGACAUUGCUCCUCCUGGGGUGAGAAAGUGCAUCAUCUCUACUAAUAUUGCAGAGACCUCAGUUACAAUAGAUGGAGUGCGCUUUGUUGCAGACUCGGGGAAGGUAAAAGAAAUGAGUUUUGAUCCUAAGGCCAAGAUGCAACGUCUGCAGGAGUUCUGGAUCAGCCGAGCCAGCUCUGAGCAGAGGAAAGGUCGAGCCGGUCGUACGGGUCCAGGAGUGUGUUACCGCUUGUACGCCGAGUCUGACUAUGAUGCCUUCGCACCUUAUCCUGUUCCGGAAAUCCACAGAGUGGCUCUGGACUCACUCAUCCUCCAGAUGAAAAGCAUGUGUCUUGGAGAUCCACUUUCUUUUGUCUUCAUUGAUCCACCUCCAGCUGCUAGUAUCCAGACUGCAGUUACUUAUCUGAAAGAGCAGGGGGCGCUGGACAGUCGGGGUGAAUUGACCUCUAUUGGUAGUUUGCUGGCUCAACUGCCUGUGGAUGUGGUCAUAGGGAAGAUGCUGGUUCUGGGCUCCGUGUUUAACCUGGUGGAUCCAGUGUUGACGGUAGCAGCAGCCCUCAGUGUUCAGUCUCCUUUCCUGCGCAGCUCACAGCACAACCCAGACUGUUCCACGGCCCGCCAGCCCCUCAACAGCAACCACGGGGACCCCUUUACGCUGCUCAACACCUUCAAUGCCUGGGUGGAGGUGAAGGGAGAGAGAGGUGGUGGAUCAAGGAAGUGGUGCAGGAGGAGAGGCCUGGAGGAGCAGCGACUCUAUGAGAUGGUCAACCUACGCAGACAGUUCAAGGACUUGCUGAAGAGCCACGGCCUGCUAGAGUCAGAGAGCAGCGCUCCCUCUGGUGGUGACCGCGGACAGCGUAGGGAACGGCUGACUGAGAGAAGGAAGCUGCAUCAGCUGAAGAGAGAUCAUGAGAAGCAGGAGACCGGCAGACGGAAAGUCCUGAGGAUGGACGAAGGCCAGGAUGGAGAGUUCUCCUCAGGAUCCGACACAGAGGGAGCCAGCAGAGGCAAAAAGGACAAAGACGAAUCAGGACAGAACAUUGACAUACAGGAGGUGAAGUUCAAACUGCGUCACAACGUAUCAGAGCUGCAGGAGGCGGCCACCAUCAGUCAGGACAUGUCCUCUCGUCAGCAGGCUUUGCUUAAGCUGCUGCUUUGCCGAGGCCUUUACCCUCAGCUGGCACUGCCUGAUGAACACAACACCAACCGCAAGGACUCCGACCAGGUGUUUCACACCAAGAAUAAACAAGGAGUGGUGAUCCACCCGACCAGUGUGUUUGCCAGUGACCCGGAGGUGUUACAGGUGCCUGAGGAUGACACCAGAGAAAUGGGACCUGAUAGGAGAGACAGCACCAAACACCAGCUGCUCGCCUUCGUCACUCUUCUGGAGACCAACAAGCCCUAUUUGUCCAACUGCGUGCGGGUUCCAGCACUCCAAGCUCUGCUGCUGGUAGCAAACUCUGUGGACAGUAACGCUGACUGUACACGUCUGGUGGUGGACGGCUGGCUGGAGCUGGAGCUGAAGGAGCCAGAGGAGGCCCUGAAGGUGCUGUCCACAGCUCUUACUCACAGGGCUGAGUGGGAGCGCCUCCUGCUGGCCCAGCUGGGAAAGAGCACAAUGGGGGAAGAACCAGUCCAGGGAGUGUCCCGCAAAGUGACGGAGAAGCUGAGCGAAGGCCUUGUGCGCUUCCUGCUCUACACUGAGGUCAGUUACAGCCUGCGGCGACUCACAGCUUUCCAGACCCAGAACUUGUUUAUUGGCCCUCAGGCUCAGUCUGAGCUGUCUCAAACCAAAGCUCCAGAUGUAAAUCCGCUGUUUCCAGGAGUCGAGGCCAAGCCAGACCCCAUUAAAGGAGGCUUACGCGUCACCAGCUUCUUCACCUACAACUGUCUGGCUGACUCAAAGGACCUCUACAGUGAGUGUUUACGCACUUUCUGGAGCUGUCCUAACUGUGACCUCUACAUGCCUCUGACUCCACUGGAACGCAUGCAGCACGAGGCCUCCUGCAGGCCGGCAGGAGAACAGCAGCAGCCGGAGGAAGAGCCAGAAGGUGUAAAGGCCUCCUCCUCCUCAGUGUCCAGUCUUACCAGAGUUUAUCACUGUGAUGUCUGUGAUGAAGACCUGACCCUCACCUCCACUGAGAUCCUUAAACACAAAAGGCAGCACAUGCAUUCUGCAAAGUAACUGACUGUAAGGACAACAACUAAACACGGCUUGUGUCUCUUCUGUUAAGGACAGACUUGACAUUGUAGAACUGUUCUUCUUCCCUUUUGUAUUUGUUUAUUAAAGUGCUAUCACUUCCCUCUAA
This is a messenger RNA of Centropristis striata (black sea bass), 3916 nucleotides long. RefSeq names its product DEAH (Asp-Glu-Ala-His) box polypeptide 34 (gene dhx34). The coding region runs from base 355 to 3792 and encodes 1145 amino acids. The transcript is spliced from 16 exons. Lineage: Eukaryota; Metazoa; Chordata; Actinopteri; Perciformes; Serranidae. The record is from RefSeq and is a predicted model, not a curated record. Gene Ontology annotation, molecular function: ATP binding; RNA binding. Gene Ontology annotation, biological process: nuclear-transcribed mRNA catabolic process, nonsense-mediated decay. Gene Ontology annotation, cellular component: intracellular anatomical structure.